Messenger RNA from Linum trigynum, 402 nucleotides. Lineage: Eukaryota; Viridiplantae; Streptophyta; Magnoliopsida; Malpighiales; Linaceae. The record is from the annotation of a GenBank genome assembly.
AUGGCCUUAAAUAUGAUAGAGAAGUUCAACAAGUAUUGGUUGGAUGUGAAUGAUUUGAUGGGAGUGGCUGUCGUUCUUGAUCCAAGAUUUAAGCAUGAGGUGCUGCAGUUCUAUUUUCCUAAAAUUUAUGAUAAGCACAAUGGGCAUGAGGUAGAGCGCAUUCUUGGAUUAUGCCACCAACGGGUUGUUGAGUAUGAGGAGAAAGAAAGAGAGGAGGAACAAGGGAAUGGUGUUAAUGGGGGCGGCUCUGAAGCAAAUGAUUGUGAAGACAGUUUUGCUUUGGAGUUUCACUCGUAUGCGUCUAGCAAGAAAAGGAAACGGCCAUCCAGAUCAGAGCUUGAUGCAUAUUUGGAGGACGAGCUCAUUAAGAGUGUUGCUGAUUUUGAUCUCUUGUCUUGGUGA